Molecule: messenger RNA, 1875 nt
Organism: Penicillium cinerascens
Lineage: Eukaryota; Fungi; Ascomycota; Eurotiomycetes; Eurotiales; Aspergillaceae
Product: AATF family protein
Exons: 3
Coding region: 1-1875 (624 amino acids)
Biological process (GO): maturation of SSU-rRNA from tricistronic rRNA transcript (SSU-rRNA, 5.8S rRNA, LSU-rRNA)
Cellular component (GO): nucleolus; nucleus
Source: RefSeq, a predicted model, not a curated record
AUGGCUCCUGGAAAGACGCGUCCUGGACGCUCGCUGGCUGACCAGCUGGCAGAUCUGGAGGAUCCCACUCCCAAGGAUUUUGAUCCCGAGGAUAUUGAUCGUGAUGGCAAUUCCAGUGAUGAAGAGACUGGCAAGGCGUCAGAUAUGAACGCUGGCAGAGAGCACUAUCAGUCUGUUGGCAAAGCCAAACUCAGAAAACAAGAGCCCGUCGCACUGGGCAAGCAGUAUGCUGGUUCUCGAGUCAGCAGAGAUGCCCUCGAGGCCGAUAGCGAUGACGAUCCUUUUGCGGCGCCUUCCGAUGAUGAUCAAACCUCCGACGAAGGCCCUGACAAUGAAGGCUCCGAUGAUUCAGGCCUCGAAGAUAAGUCGGUCAUUGAAUCUGGUCUGAGCGAUCUGCAUUCAGAGUACGACUCGGCCGUCGACGACGAAAAGUCCGACGAAGGCGCCCGCGAAAACACCAAGACUCGGCCCGACUCGUCUUUGCGACAGCAGAAGCAGAGCAAAUUGAAUACCCGGGAAAUGCCCUCGAGGGCCCAGCGGCAGGGCAAAGGAAGCAAGCUGUCCCAGGACUCAUUGGAUGAAAUGGACAUGACCGACUCGUCAACCGCCUCGUACAGCGGCAGCGAGGCUUCCUCAAACGAAGGGGACUCGGGGAUGGGGGACAACAUGUUGAUGGCGGAUGAAGACGAUUCCGAAGCAGAAGAUGAUCUGGGCAGCGGAGAGGAAGACGAGGAGUCGGAGGAGGAAGAUGAGGAGGACGACGAGACCAAUGCGAAGGACAAUCGACAUGCCACCCGGGCACACAAGCAGGAUGACCGCGAGGAACUGCGCAGGUUAAUGGCGUCCGAUCAGAAAACGAUUGCUGCAACAAUCUCACAGGCUGCCAAGGCAGAUGCUGCAAAGGGAAAGGCCGUGAAAGAGCAACGUACCACUUUUGACGCGCUUCUCAACACUCGAAUCAAGUUGCAAAAGGGACUGAGUGCAAUCAAUGAGAUGGCGGAUAUUGUUGGGGGAGCGGAUGAUCGUGCGACAGAUUCGAGCGAGGCCGAGGAGGAUUCAGAGACGAUCAAAUCGGCUGAAUCCGCGGCACUUGCCCUUUGGUCUACUCUUGAAGAACUACGCACUGCCUUGUCUGACGCACACUCUAAAGAGGGCGCUAAAAAGCGCAAGCGGAUUUCUCCGGUUACUCCUACAACCACCAGCUCUUCUCUCUGGGAACGCAUGGCCGAUCUCGAAUCCGAGUCUCUUCCUCAUCGCCGUUCCGUUCUCGACAAGUGGUCCUCAAAAGUACGCGGAACCUCAACCUCUCGCCCCAAUGUUGGGGGCAAGCUUCUUGGGUCUGCUUCUGGCCUCCAGACUAUUACCACCGUUCUUGACGCUCAAGUCGCAACGGAGCUCGGCGACCGGUCAUCGAAACGUGCUCGCCGGAACGCAACUUCCAAUGGCUCUGGUUCAACAGCUCAGAGCCAAUUGGUGUACGACGACACCGCUUUCUACCAAUCCCUACUCCGUGAGCUCGUCGAACAACGCAUGUCUUCCGAAGCCAUUUCCGGCGGCCUCGACUCGUUGCAGCAACUCCCGUCUCGCCUUCCUAUCCAUCCCAUCACAGGGAUGCGCAACGACAAAGUAAAGCGAGACGUCGACACCCGCGCCUCGAAGGGCCGCAAAAUGCGCUUCAACGUGCAUGAGAAGCUACAGAACUUCAUGGCGCCGGAGGAUCGUGGAGCAUGGACGGUUCGGGCAAGAGAUGAAUUCUUCGCCUCUCUUCUGGGCAAAACAGCCAGUGGGCUGUUAGGUGAAGGCGACGAAAGUGACAGUGAGGGGGAGAGUGACGAUGACCGGGAAGAAGGUGGUCUGCGCCUGUUCCGUGGCUGA